AACUACAGCUCCCACAAUGCGUUGCGCUUCCUCCGCUUUCCUUUCAAGAUGGCUGCGCUGAGCAAAAUUAUCCCGUUUCUGAAAAAUGCAUGGGGAAAGGAUCCAGUUGUCGUUCUCUCUUUUGGCAUUGGUUUUAUGGCUUUCGUGCUACCGUGGGUCAGUCCCUUAACAAAAUACAGCGCCAUGAUCAACCAGGCUGUACCAUAUACAUAUCCAGUUCCAGUUCGGGAUGAUGGCAAUAUGCCAGAUAUUCCCUCCCACCCUUGUGACAAGGAAGGACCAAGUCUUGAAUGGCUAAAGAACUUCUGAGACGGGCCCUUGUGAUGGAACAGGCCUAGAGAACCAACACUGAAGG
Molecule: messenger RNA, 355 nt
Organism: Lacerta agilis (Sand lizard)
Lineage: Eukaryota; Metazoa; Chordata; Lepidosauria; Squamata; Lacertidae
Gene: NDUFA3
Product: NADH:ubiquinone oxidoreductase subunit A3
Exons: 4
Coding region: 49-309 (86 amino acids)
Cellular component (GO): mitochondrial inner membrane
Source: RefSeq, a predicted model, not a curated record